UUUACUGACGACCCACCCCUGCACUUAUCAGUCCAGGCGUUUGACUCUGAAGGAAAUACUUUUAGCUGUCUGGCUGGCUUGAAAUUUAAUUGGCGGCUGGCAAAGGAGUCUGAUGCAAAACAGGCAGUGAGGUUUGUGCGUCACCAUGAUGCAGGGUACGCUCCCCCACCUCAUAUCCUGUCUCUAGAGGAUGCCGGUCAGCGGGGGGAGAGUGUCUUGCUGUGUGGGAUUCACAGUGGCUCAGCACUUAUAAAAGUGUCUCUUCUUCACCCUGAACAUAAGCAUGUAAAAGCAGCUAGUGUGACUUUGUUUGUGAUAGACAGACUACACCUGAGUCCAACGGGAGAUACAUACCUGCUACAGGGAUCCACCAUCAGAUACACUCUGUGGAAAACUUCUGAGCAAGAAGGAGAGACUGAGGUCACUCUGUCUGAGGAGGGAUACGGCCUGGUUGUGGACGGAUACAAGGGCAUGAUCUCUGUUGAGCGGGAAACAGCUACUGUCAGCGCCCUCAAGCUGGGUCAUGUGACACUAACGGUUACACACGACAAUCUGCCCCCUGAAAUAACGUCCCAACUCCCUCGCACUUCUGUAUAUGUGGUGAAGCCCAGCUAUAUGACGUUGAGUAUUGAGGAGGAAGAGGACAGAUGGGUGUUGGAGACAGGGCGGCAGUAUUAUUUGACUGUUCGUAUCCAUGGCAACAAGGGCCAUGUGGUUCACCUGUCACAGAAUGUGGUGAUUGUUGUGGAGGAGACUGAGGGGUUAGUGACACUCGAGUCUUUGUCUGAUCCCGCCUGCCAUCUCCUUCAGACCAUCAUGAAAGGAAAGACUUUAAUACAGGCCUCACUUUAUAGCAUCGUCUCUGAGGAUGGAGAGGACUGGCCUGUCAUCCCACCAAUCAGAGUGCAACAGGAAGUGGAAAUCUACAACCCUCUUACUCUGCAGCCCUCUGUGAUUGUGUUUCCAUGGCAACCCCACAAUAAGGUGUACCAGUACAAUAUUCAGGUGGAAGGAGGAAGUGGCUCUGUGAUGUGGGAAGUGUCUGAUAGAGAAAUUGCCACAGUUACAGUAAAAGGGGUGGUCAUAGCAGGAAAGAGGAGGGGCCAGGCUGAAAUUCAGGUUUCAGAUUCCAAAAACAUCCUGCACAAAGUAGUCGGGAAGGUGAUGGUUGUGAGGCCUGCCCGGUUGCAGCUGAUUCCCCAGAGGGGCGAUUGUCGUGUGGGGGACAGGAUAGACAUUCCCUUUGCUCUCUGGGGCAUUCAGGACCCACCAAACACUUGCUCUCAGACAAAUUAUGUCUUUGAUACACAUUCGUACACUCACAGGAGCAUCAGUGCAAAUUCUCAGGCAAACUUGUUCUCUGAUGCACACCAUCUUCAAUGCGAAGAGUCUCUACUGGAGGAUAGAAAUCUUGUGUUAGUCACAGACUGCUCUCAGCUCUCUCUACACGUCCAAGCUGAACCUGCCGGCAUCUUCACACGCAUGCCAGGAUCUCUGUCUCCAGGUGCUGGAUUCUGUGGAGGGGUCCGUAUGGAGGCUCUUUCAUGGGGUCACACUGUUGUUACCAUCACAGUGGAAACAGAGGGAUGCAACAUCAGUGAGACGACAACACUGGUGGCCUACAGCCCUCUCAAAUCUAUUGCGUCUGAGGUUCUUCUCUCAGUGGGCUCAUCUCGUGUGGUUAUAUUCGAGGAUGGGCCUCGGCCCUGGCCCCCGGCUCCCUUCCGUUUCUUUAGUGACGUCGAGGUGCAGCCAGAAGGGGGUGUUACCGUGGAGGCACUGAGUCCAACCGAAGCAAGGCCACCUCGACAUGCGUAUCAGGUCAUGUGCACCGCCGUGGGAGAACAGGUUUGA
Sinocyclocheilus anshuiensis is the source of this 1854-nucleotide messenger RNA. Its product is annotated as nuclear pore membrane glycoprotein 210-like. NCBI's taxonomy places the organism in Eukaryota, Metazoa, Chordata, Actinopteri, Cypriniformes, Cyprinidae. Gene Ontology annotation, cellular component: nuclear pore. The coding region runs from base 472 to 1854 and encodes 460 amino acids. The transcript has 13 exons. The record is from RefSeq and is a predicted model, not a curated record.